AUAAAGCAACUGAGUUCCGAGGUGCCUCUUUGGAAAUCGUACCCACGGAAUAGGCAGCUUGCCAGACAAGCCUUCUGUGGUGUGACCGCAGUGCAUUCAGGCUUUAAUGAAAUCCAGGCAGCACACAUUACAUGGUGUAUCAGCCGAGAGCCAGCCUCCCUACAGUAAUCACGACUGAUAUAUAUUUUUUUUUAAAAACACGCACACACUCGGCACAGAGUCGGCGGGUGGGAGAGAGAAAAACAGAAGUGAAUCCGUUCUAAUGUACCCAGUUAUUUUUAGUUUGAAGGAGAUACAACCUAGGUCAGUCCGCGUUCUGUGAAUGUAUUAACAUUUUGUGAACUGUCGCCCCCCACCCCACCCCCCCUUUCGUAGACAUCGCUCAGUGAUCAGAGUGAGAAUGGCAUCGCACUGCCCUGUUUGUGUGCUGCUAUACAAUCCUGGGAUCAUCCUCUGACGAGUUUCGGAGAAAAGAAUGGACUUUCACCAGCAAGGGCCUCAUGCAGACAGAGGCUGACGGGGGUGCGAGCAAACCUACAUGGAAAAGUCAUCCAGAACUGCAGUCCUCACUGCUGAACCAGAUUCUUAUCAACAGCACCUAUUUUGGGGGUUGGUAGGGGAGAAGAGGCAGCUUCGCACCCCGAAUUUCUACUCAGCGGCAAAGCUAAAGAGGGGUUUUAUUUACACUAGUGACCAGGAGAUUAAUCUUCAUCCAUUGGAGAUUCCAGACAUUCCAGUGGGUUGGUACCCCAAGGUGAGAACUGCAGCUUCACAUUGGGCAACUGGUACAAGCCAUAGCCCAGCCAAGCGAGCAAUUUGCUGAAAGAGGCCAAGUGACGUCACUAUGUGGAGUUGUGUAGGUUCUAAUGGAACAGUAAACAGCGUGGAUCAGCAGUUCUGCUACGACCUUGAAUUGGUCUUUUCCAUCCUCUCCAUCAUUUACCUCAUCAUCUGUUUCCCUUUCAGCAUCUGCUACAAUUCCUUGCUGGUCCUUGUUAACCUCUACAACAAGCCAUCAAUGACUAUGCCUGAUGUUUACUUUGUCAACAUCGCAAUCGCAGGCCUCAUCCUCAGUCUUGUGGCUUUGAUACAGCUGCUUGGGCCAGACAAUCCACAGUGGGCUGUAUGGACAUUCAAUAGGGAGGUCUACAUCACCUUGCUAAUAUUGUUUAACAUCUCAGCUUUGGUGACCAUGUACUCUACCACUUUGCUCAGCUUGGACUACUACAUUGAGCAAGCUUUGCCAAGAACUUACAUGUCCAGUGUCUACAAUACCAAGCACGUCUGUGGGUUUAUCUGGGGAGGGGCUGUCCUCACCAGCUUUUCAUCUCUUCUGCUGUACGUGUGCAGCCAUGUUCCGAAGAUAAUUGAGUGUUCGAAAAUACAGAAUAAAGAGGUGGCAGAUACCAUCAUGGUGUUUAUCGGUUUCUUUGUGCCUGCCAUAGCAGUGCUGUAUGCCUUGAUACUAAUUCUCCGAAUACGGAACCAGUCCACUCCUCUUGAUCAAGAUUCUGCAAGACUGGAUCCUUCUACACACAAAUUGCUGGUGGCCACAGUCUGCACUCAGUUUAUACUGUGGACCCCUUAUUACAUGACACUGUUGGUUCACAUUACGUUAAACUCUAAAGGAUCAGACUUGAUAACGCAGUAUCAUGUUUACUAUUUUGUUAAGGGCUUAUCUACGCUGCUGGCUUAUUCAUGCAGCUUUGUUAUACCACUACUCUAUACUUACAUGCACAAAAACUUCACCAACAAACUGAGGCAGCUAGUCAGAAAACUGGACUGUUGGACUGAAGGAUGCUCUCACCAACACUCAGAAGUGCAGCAACAAGUUUUUCUGAGCGAGAGCUAAGGUUCCUUCAAAAGGUAUGCAUCUUCACAAAUCAAGGCAGAACAAAAAAUAUUGCAGUACUGGUCCUAAAAGCAAUAACCCUGCAGCAUCU
Chiloscyllium plagiosum (whitespotted bambooshark) is the source of this 1943-nucleotide messenger RNA. The record is from RefSeq and is a predicted model, not a curated record. Lineage: Eukaryota; Metazoa; Chordata; Chondrichthyes; Orectolobiformes; Hemiscylliidae.